AUGGAACGCUUCAUGUCAAAGGGGAGCGGCGUCAUGUCGAAAGACUACUUCCGACAACGUGGCGCCACCGUUGGCCCAGCACCUACAAAGAGUGAGGAGCCUAUGACCGCCCCCACCGUCUCUGCAUCUGCAUCUGCCUCGUCCCUGUCUGUCCCCGACAGCGGCGUCGGCAAAUCGCUGCUGAUGUUCAAUGGGGCCGGGAGCCGCAAGGCCAGCCUCGGCGUUGGGUCGCAGAUCAUGUCCAAGAACCACUUCCGAACUCUACGCCCCCCGAAGAGCAAAGGAAUCGAUGGCGAGGGCAACGGCGAGCCCCCAGCCCCGACAAGGAUGCCCUCUCCUCCCACCCUCCGAAGGGCAGACACAUGGGCAGGCUCCACCGACGAGCUGCCAGCGCGAGGAGACCCCGUCACUCCAGUGCUGCCCGACCCCGCCACCGAGUCGGCUGGCGACCCGGGCAUCUGGUCGUCGUGCCCUGCGCUCACGCUGAUCGAAAAGCGGCGCAAGGAGGAGGAGCUGCUCGACAAGAAGCACCAGGAAGCGAUCAGUCUAUGGCGCGAGAUCGAGGGCGAGGCGUUGGACUCGCUGGUGCUCGAGGUGCCCUCCGAAGAAGAAGACGACGACGACGACUACGAGGAGGAGAAGGCCGACGCCGGGGCUGCUGCCGCUGCAGCGGCGAAGGCCGCGGAGCACCGGGACCACGACGAGCAGCAGCACAGCGCCCCUCGCCCACAGAACAGCGAUGCCGCCGCCCGGCCUUCUCCCGCUGAGCCCAGCCAGCCGGGCGGAGAAAAGAUCGGGCGGAUGCCGUCCACGAUGGGCGACGAGGAGCAGGACAUCUCCGACAUGACCGAGAGCAACGGCGUGUCCGAGCGAGAGGACAACGGCGCCGGCGAGCGUGUGUCGAAGCGCGGCAAUACCAAAACCAACAACAACCACCACAUCAACCCCGACACCGAUUCGCCGUCGAACUCGUCGUCGGUGUCGUUGUCGUUCGUGCCGCCGAAGCCGAGCAAAGUGAGCGAGGCGUCGAAGAGCGUCGGCGCGCUGCCCGUGCGGCGCGGCACGUCAGCGCUGCCGCCGGCCCGGAGCCGGAAGGAGCAGAAGAAGCUGAAGCGGGCCAGCGUGCUGGGCGUGGCCAAGGAGAGCGCGCGCGCCGGGAUCGACGAUGACGACGACGAUGAUGACGUCAGCGACGACGACGCCAAGCAGAGCCAGGCGACGCCCCGGCCGCUCAAGAAGCCCGGCCUGUACGUGGGCCGGUUCUAUUCGUCGCUCCGACGCCGGGCGCCGCUCGUGCACCAGGGCCGCACCACCGCAGCGACGGCGGCCGAGUCCGAGUCCGAGUCGGACGACAAGUCGUCGUCGUCGUCGUCGGCCAAGGCGGAGAAGAAGCGGGAGAAGGCCGAGAAGAAGCGGAAGCAGAAGGCCGAGAAGAAGCGGGAGAAGAAGGGCGCGCACGAGAAGGGGGGCGACAACGGCAACGAACAGGGGGACGAGGACGAGGACGACGCGCACCUGGACCGGCGCGGCACGAUGCCCAAGAACUUCAAGAUGCACUUCAUGGAGAAGCUGAAGGGCGGCGGCGAGACAACGGGCGACGAGAAGGACGACCAUCAUCAGUCCUCCAACGAGAAGAGGAACAAGGACAAGAAGAAGGGCAAGAACAAGCACAACAACAAGCAGCGCACCAGCGACCACAGUAAGGAGGCGGUGCGCCGGCAGUCGAGCGCCACCGACGCGCGCAGGGGCUCGGGCGCGUCGGUUCUCAGCUACAGCGAGCCGGAGCCCGACACGAGCGGUAAGGACCGAAUCAACGGAGGAGCGUUCAACGGAGGAGCCGAGAGCUCCGAUGGCAGCAGCAGCAGUGGCGGGGAGCUGAAGAAGAAGCUGAAGAAGGCGCAGAGGAAGAACAAGGCCCAGGAGGAGAAGAUCCGGAAGCAGCAGAACGAACUCGAGCGCAUGCGGAAGGAGCUGGAGCGGGUGCGACGGCAGCGAAAAGAACGAAGACGAAAGGAGACGGAGGGCGAGAAAGAGAAGGAGAAGGAGAAAGAGAAGAAGGGGAAGAAGGGAAUGGCGAACGAGGCCGAGGGCAGCAGCGCCGGGCGGGAGGAGAAGCGAAAGGCCGCGGCCAAGAAGGAGAGCGAAGACGAGGAGAGCGGCAGCAAGGGCAACAACAAGAAUCCCAACAAGAAGAAGACGUGA
This is a messenger RNA of Acanthamoeba castellanii str. Neff, 2202 nucleotides long. RefSeq lists its product as uncharacterized. The record is from RefSeq and is a predicted model, not a curated record. The transcript has 4 exons. Bases 1 to 2202 code for a protein of 733 amino acids. NCBI's taxonomy places the organism in Eukaryota, Discosea, Longamoebia, Acanthamoebidae.